Pocillopora verrucosa is the source of this 7017-nucleotide messenger RNA. RefSeq names its product scavenger receptor cysteine-rich type 1 protein M160. Lineage: Eukaryota; Metazoa; Cnidaria; Anthozoa; Scleractinia; Pocilloporidae. The record is from RefSeq and is a predicted model, not a curated record. Gene Ontology annotation, cellular component: membrane.
GACUAUUCGCGCUCACCAGCAAUUAGGGAUCCGUGGAGUUUGAUAUUUUGAGUUUUAGCUGAUUUGAUCGAGUUAAGUGUUCUUGUUCACGCUGUUACACGUCUUGUUGUGUUUGCUGCUAUUUAUUUUGCCCUACAGCGACCUAAGUCCGCGAGAAAUUGCCCCAUGAAGUUUUAAAUUCCGUUAAACUGCAAUCGACAGCGAAAUGCAACGUGCGUCAGUCAUUCACCAUGCCUUGCUCUGUUCUUUACUGGUAAUAUUUUGGGAUCGCGGAUCCAGUCAUACAGCUUUGUGUAAGCCAGGAAGGUUUGUGAAGAACUCACUCUGCGUGUCGUGGUGUGGUUCUGGUUACUAUGGCGACGACGAGAGUGGGAAAUGCGAAAAGUGCGAUGCCAGUUGUAAAACAUGUAUCGACGGAGCAAAAAAAUGUACGAGCUGUUAUCCACCGCUAUACAUCAAAGGAACUUUAUGUGUGCCGUCUUGUGGUGACCAAGUUGCGAAAGGACCUCCAGAUCGCCAAAUAAGGCUUGUUGGGGGAAAUAGUCAUUUUGAAGGCCGAGUAGAGGUAUUCUAUGACAACCGUUGGGGUACAAUUUGUGAUGAUUCAUGGGAUAUCAACGAUGCUAAAGUUGUCUGUAGAGAGCUGUUGCUAGGUGACGCUUAUGUGGCGGUCACAUUUGGAAGACUGGGAAAAGGUUCAAGCAAGCAGCCCAUCUGGCUUUCAAAGGUCAAUUGCCUUGGUAAUGAGACGCGACUGCACAAUUGUCCGCAUCCCGGGUGGGGCGAGCAUUCUUGUGGUCACUUUGAAGAUGCAGGGGUUCGCUGCGCGGGGCCUGAUACUACACGGGAAUGCACAGACCAGUGUGGAGACGGGUACUUUAAAAUGAGGCUUCAAAAUAAAUGUGGAGUGUGCAUGGCUUCUUGUUUAACUUGUGCCAAAUCUGCAAGCAAUUGUACAUCUUGUGAUAAACCCCACUUCUUGAAAGGGAACACUUGUACAACAUAUUGUGGAGAUGGUUUCUAUGGAGAUCCCGCAGACCGAAAGUGCAAAUUAUGCAGUUCCAAUUGCCGCACAUGCGCCGAUGGAACUUAUCCUGACGUUUGCAAAAGCGAAGGUGCAACGCCUCACGACGUUUGCACUAGUUGUCAUGACGACCGAUACCUUAAUGGAACUGACUGCGUAGGAAGUUGUGCAGAGCUCCACGUUGGGCAAAAGCGGCGAGUGCGUUUGGCAGGAAAGAGACCGACUGACCUAGAAGGUCGUGUCGAAGUAUACCGUGCAGAAGCCUGGGUAACGAUAUGUGACCAGACUUUUGAUUUCAGAGAGGCGACUGUUAUUUGUCGCGAGCUCGGUCUGGGUCCGGCCCUAAAAGCUGUGAAGAGAUCAGCAUAUGGUCGUGGAUAUGGACGAAUAUGGACGGACAUUCUUAACUGCACUGGACGAGAAAGCACGAUUUUUGAUUGUCCGCUAGUCAAGCGAAGUUUUAGUUCUCGUUGCUACCAUAGCAAUGAUGUCGGAGUGCAGUGUGCAGGGCCUAUUGGAAAGCAUGUCACAAAUCGGUGCCAAAAAACGUGUGAUGCGGGUUGGUUCAAAAAUGACGUGGAUGUUUGCACAAUGUGUGCAGCUCAAUGCUUGGAAUGCAUAGGUACAAAUGUGCGCUGCACCAAGUGUGCAGCACCCAAAUUUUUGAAAGAUAAUACUUGUGUAGAUAAGUGUGGCGAUGAUGAGUUCGGAUAUACACCGAAACGUGUGUGCCGAAAGUGUAACACUCAUAUCUGUGUCACGUGUAGUGAUGGAUCUGAUGACAAGAACUGUACCUCUUGCAAAGAGCCAAAAGCGCUCAAAAAUGGCAAGUGUGAAGACGAUUGUGGACCAAAUAUGUACAAGAAGAGUGGUCGCUGCGUUGAGGAUUGUGGGAUUUCCAUGUUCAAAAAUCCAAGUAAUUAUUCGUGCCUCCCUUGCCCCAGUGACUGCAUCACUUGUGAAUUCCGGUCAGGUAAAGCUAUUUGCACAAUCUGUCACCCUCCACUUGUUCUCGACGAGGUAAGGGGAGCAUGCUUACAUAACUGCACCUCAGGGAUCGCUGUACCUUCCGUCAAUUUCACGUUGAAAACCACACCAACAGUUAGGCUGUCCAACGGCAGAGAUUACUUAGAGGGUCUGUUGGAAGUUUAUCACAUGGGCGUAUGGGGAACUGUUUGUGAUGAUGGUUGGGACGUUUCUGAGUCGACUGUCAUCUGCAGAGAGUUGUAUCUUGGAGGCGUCGACACCUCUGUGUCUCUAGGCCAUAUUCCGAAGGGAACAGGUAAGAUGUGGCUGGACGAUGUCUUCUGUACUGGAAAGGAGAAAUCAUUAAAUGAUUGUCGCCAUCGUCCGUGGGGACAAACAAACUGUCAACACAAAGAGGACACCGUCUUGCGCUGCAAGGGUCCAGGAGUGCGUACGUGCAAAGGCAGUUGCCCAGAUGGCUUCUAUCCGAUGGGAAGCGAGUGCUUGCAGUGCAAUGCCUCGUGCAAAACGUGCAACGAGACUGCUGAUAAGUGUCUCACCUGUGCACCGGGUUUCUUCAAAAAGAACGACUCCUGCGUGAAGGAUUGUGGCCGUGGUUAUUACCUGGACAGUUUUUGUAAAAAGUGCAGCAUAAAUUGUGCCGACUGCCAAGGAAAAGCAGAUGACUGUAUUUCUUGUGCACCCCCAUUGUUUAGGAAAGGAUCAUCUUGUGUUAAAAAUUGCACCAAUGGCUUUAAGCCCUCCUCAGUACCUCUGAUCCGCCUUGUUGGAGGCAACACACCGUUGGAGGGCACAAUUGAGAUCCUUCAUGAUGGGAAAUACGGUACAGUGUGUGAUGACGCCUGGGACAUUCGGAAUGCUCACGUUGUGUGUAGGAUGUUAAACAUGGGAAAUGCUUCUCGAUCGGUCGAACGAGCUGGAUUUGGAGCAGGGAAAGGCCGCAUAUGGUUGGAUGAAGUUCAGUGCUUUGGGAAUGAGUCAUCGUUACUUGCUUGCAAGCAUCUCGGCUGGGGACAGGAAAAUUGUGACCACAGCGAAGACGCUGGUGUUGUCUGUAAGGGUCCUGAUCACUCACGUGAUUGCUUAGAUAACUGCUCCUCAGGGUAUUUCAUAAACCCUCUGGAUAAAAGUUGCGGUCGAUGUAGUCCGAAUUGCAAGGAAUGCUUUGGAACGCCAGAAAACUGCUCGCGCUGCGAUGAGGACAAGUUCCUUAAUAGAACUGGAAACUUGAGUUCUUGUGUCUCUGAUUGUAAAAGGGGACAAUUUGGAGACCCCAUUACUAGAAUAUGUCGGGACUGCUUGCCUGUCUGUUCGGACUGCAUUGGAGAGCCGAACAAAUGCACUGAAUGCCCAGUCGGGAAACAUCUCUUGGAAAAUUCAUGUGUGGAGAAUUGCACACGGCUGGCAAAUAAAAUUGUCAGCGGUGUCCCAAACAUAAGACUUGUAGGUGUCAACUCCUCAACAGAAGGGCGCGUAGAAUUGUUCUAUCAAGGAGAAUGGGGAACAAUAUGUGAUGAUAACUUCGACCUAAAAGAAGCUAUGGUGAUAUGUCGACAGCUCAAAUUGGGAAAAGCCAUUGCCGUCUACCACUCUGCAAAAUACGGACAGGGGACCGGGAAAAUAUUAAUGGAUGAUAUACAGUGCACUGGGAACGAACGGAAACUUCAAGAUUGUCCUUUUGACACUGGUGGAUUUGGGUCUCACAACUGUUAUCACAGCGAAGACGCCGGAGUGAAAUGCUCCGGUCCUGAUCUGUCUACAAGGUGUGUAUCCAAUUGUGAACCAGGUUUCUAUGAUGACAAAAACACAUGCAAACGCUGUCUUCCACAGUGUAAAGAGUGUCUUGGUAAGGCAGGGCGGUGCUCCAGCUGUAACCCGCCAUAUUUCCUGGAGUUUUCUGAUUGCGUGAAGGAAUGUCCGUUUAGUAAAUUUGGCAACACAAAGAAUCGGAAGUGUGAGCCGUGCGACAAACAGUGUCAGUCGUGCUACGAUGGCGAAACCAACAACUUGUGCAAGUCUUGCCGUCAGGGGCUUUUCUUGAAGGGAAUGCAAUGCGUGGAGGAUUGUCGUGAAAUGAAACCCGUGUCUUCCCUGUUUCCGCCAAAGCUGAAAAAACCUUUGGUUCGUUUGGUGAAUGGCAGUAGUAAACAAGAGGGAAGAGUUGAAGUUUUUUACGCCGGCAUGUGGGGAACAGUUUGCGAUGAUGACUGGGACCUCAAAGAGGCGUCCAUUGUUUGCAAAGAACUCGGCUUUGGAAAAGCGAAAGAGGCUCCCAAGCACUCGAAAUUCGGGCAAGGAAGUGGCAUUAUCUGGAUGGAUAACGUGAAUUGUCUUGGUUAUGAGACAUCUCUUACCCAGUGUAGACAAAUUGGCUGGGGUCUGACCAAUUGUGACCCAUUCCACGGAGAAGAUGCCGGAGUAGUAUGUGAUAAUACAACAGUAGAGGAAAUUAGCAAUAACUACUGUAGAAGGGUCAACGACGGAAAGUGUGAAGAUAAAAAGGAGUGUGAUUUGGUCAACGGUGUUACUUGCGUGAAUCUUAAUUUUCUCGACCAGAACGGUGUAGAGGAGUCAGUUUGUCUACAAUGCCCUGAUGGUACAGCUGGCGAUGGCAGAGAAUGUCGAGCUAUCGCGUCCAGUCCUCCAAUAUUCGAGGAUUUUCCACCGAGUAGGAAAGAAGCCAAUGCAGAGGAUGUGAUAAGCUUACCGUGUCGCUCGAAACCUCCUCGGGUUUAUCCAACCGUGCGGGACUGGCGAAAAGACGGAAAGCCCCUCCUAGAAGAGGAUACAACUUCUAAUCGUAUCACCUCGAGUGGUGGUCAGCUGCUAAUUAAAUCAGCCACAAGGGAAGAUAGUGGAAAUUACACGUGCAGUCUUGUUAACAGUGCAGGAAAUGUUACCAGUAACAGCUCUCAAGUCAUAGUCAAGGAGGCACCGCGAAUACUUGGAGUCGUGUCAACGGAUGUCAGAAGGGGUGAUGAUGCGCUAUUGGGCUGUGUCGUGUCCAGUUUUCCUCCAAGCAAUAUAACAUGGACGUUAAAAGGAAAGACUCUGGAAUCCUCAGAUAAAUACGAGUUUUUAGAUGAAACCUAUACUCUUAAAGUGAAGGAAGUGAUGUUUGAAGAUGCUGGUUUUUACGAAUGUUCUCUUAUGAAUGAACUAGGAGAAGCCCGUGCUAAUGCUACUCUCACUGUGGGGCUGACUGUCGAGUUCCAAGUCUUUCCAACAAACACUGUCGCGAAAGAAAAAGGAGAAACAGAAAAUUUCGAUUGUAAAGUGACUGGAGUUCCCAUCCCUCAAAUUGCUUGGAAGAAGGAUGGUGAAUUGUUAAUGAAUGACAGUAAACACGCCAUCACUACAGAUAUCUUGGUCGAAAAGAAUACUGUCACAAGCAGGUUAUUAAUAAAGGACUUGAGCGAGGAAGACAUCGGGAUUUAUUAUUGUAUAUCAUGGAAUCGUGGCGGUAUUCGUCUCACCAAGGCGAGACUUUUGUUACCUGGUCCACCAAUUAUCACUAUUCCUCCAGAGGACGUUCAUAUUCUCUCACGAGCUAACGCUUCUUUCUUUUGUGAUGGUGUGGGUUUCCCAAAUCCUUCGUUAACGUGGCUCAAGGAUUCUAAACCUAUUCAGCAGUCGAAGAGAGUUCUGAUAACGGAGGAAAAUGCACUCUGGGUACUUAGUGCUACUGUCGAUGAUGUUGGAAUAUACACCUGCGUGUAUGAAAAUAAGAAUGGCGAAGUCAGCGCAUCAGCUUCGCUUUUUGUAGAUGGUAUUGCACCAGGAAAACAAUCCGUGUCGCCGCCUUUAGCAUCCAAGCGACCGAUCUCGACUGGGACAAUAGUGGCUAUUGUGGUGAUUCUGGUUGUCGUUUUUGUUGUCAUUGUUGGUAUCGUGUUGUAUCGCUACUGUCGAGCACGUGAUCAGGCCUUCAAGUUUUCAGUGGAUGAUAGAAAUCUGAAACCAUCUCUUCGCUCACGGGUCAAAAAGGCCAUGGGAAAGAACCACUCUGCCAAUCUGUACUACAAUCAUAGCCAAGAUGAAAUUAAUUUUGACGACAGUAGACCGUUUGCGGACCAGGACGAACUCUGAUGAAUUUAAUUGGAAGAGUUUGACAGCUGUCACGCCAGAAGACUUACAAACAAUAUUUACGAAUUGAAGUUGUGCUUACAGUCAUCAUGGAGAAUGACAAUAAGCAACUUUGUAUAUGAAAUACUUGUUAAUCAAACCCUGUUCAUUAACUUUGUGUAAAAUGUCUUAAAUGUUUCGGAUUUAGGGGUCACAUUAACAAAUACAUUGUAUACUUGGGAUAUGGUAAGAUGUACCUUAGAGGUUACGAUUUCUUUGCCCCCUGAGGUAAAAUUGAACAACCUCAGGUUUUAUCCCAAGUUGGGAUAGACUAAAUUUUAUCCUUGGGGUUACAAACUGCACCUCAUGGAUAUUACGAGGAUUCGGGUUACUAUGUGCUCAGGGUAGCAGACUAAACAUUUAACCGGCCUAGUGAGGAAAGGGGUGAACCCUGGGAAGAAAAGUUUGGAUGUAAGAGUUAGAGGUACAAUGUCGCUCGUGUAUAGGACAGAAAUCACAGGGUAUGGGAUCACUGUGGUACGGCUAGUAAAGAGUGAAGACUGAUAUACGUUUAUUCUUCGAGGAUGAGGGUUUUCUUAUGGAUAAAGGUGUCUUGAUUCCCAUCAGGACAAGUUAUCGAUGGCAGGCAGAUAAUCGCAUUAUAUCAUGAUUUAUCGAUACUAGUUACUAGUUAUUAAUCUAUUGUUCUUUUAGUUGAAGAUUCAUAAAUUUUCAUUCAGAGACUCGCAGAUCAUAUUUACAAAUGCCCCUUCCCCCUCGAUAAUGUCGUAUGCGCGGGAUUUUUGGAGAUUUUACAAAGGUUUACUGACUGCUUAUUUAAAAUUAAUCAUUUUUGUUUGUUUGUUUUUUAAUGGCACCAGGCAACCAAUUUACAUUGUCACUGUACAAGUUGGCCGUAACAAUAAAUCUUCCGUGACGUA